UUUUAGACUUUUUUGUUUGUUAUUUAAUUUCUUUUUUCUUUAUUUUAGUUUUUAAAAUGGACUAUUAUUCUUUUAAUAUUGACGAAACUGAAUGUUCUUCAUAUAAUAACAAUACACAUCUUGUUCGCCAGUUUAAUUUCUUCCAAUUUUCGAGUUCACAGGUUUUGGAGACAUGUAAGCAUUUUUUAUUUAAUUUAAAUUUUCUUUAA
Meloidogyne enterolobii is the source of this 209-nucleotide messenger RNA. Lineage: Eukaryota; Metazoa; Nematoda; Chromadorea; Rhabditida; Meloidogynidae. The record is from the annotation of a GenBank genome assembly.